UUGAAAUUUUUUUACCACAAGGAGGCGCUAGUGCAUCAUUUCUGACCGUAUGUGUCCGAACUUUGUAACCAGUCGCACGAGAACUUCUUCGAAAAUAAUUUCGGGAUUUGGGACAUACAGUAUUAUGAAACAUCAACUUCAGAUGUCUGGAAUGAAGAACUGAAUGUUGUCCUGGUAUUGUGAAGAUGGCCUGAGCCCAGAGCCCAUAGACUGACAGGAAGGAGAGCAGAGAGAUGGAAGGUGUUUGGGACGUCGCAUUUGUGCUCUUCCAGGUGUGGCUGUCCAUUGUAGCGGGGCUCAUCGUGUUACCUGCCAUGUUUGGUGUGUCCCUGGGGUUCACAGAUAUCUACAUCAAGGUGCUGGUUAAGAUACUAGAGUGGGCAACUCUUAGGAUCCAACGAGGACAGAAGGAACAGCCAACACUGCCAUCACAGUCAGCCAACGGGAUAAUCGAAAAAGAUGACGGCUCUAUGGCAGAGGAGAUCGGAAAGCUGCGACGAGCUCAUCCCAAAAAUCUGGCUGGGGGAGACUUUACUCUGUGUGAUGUCUUCUAUUUUUGUAAGAAAGGCAUUGAGAACAUUGUUGAGGAUCAGGUGACUCAGCGCUUCACGUCGGAGGAACUGGCUUCCUGGAAUCUCCUCACCCGAACCAACAACAACUUUCGCUACAUCAGCGUGCGGCUCACCAUCAUAUGGGGCCUGGGAGUUUUUAUACGUUACUGUAUUUUAAUGCCUCUCAGGAUCACUUUAGCUGCUAUCGGAUUGAGCUGGUUGGUGAUAGGAACUACUUUUGUUGGAUUUCUUCCUAACAGCAACGCGAAGAACUGGCUCAGUGAUUUGGUUCAUAUUACAUGCUACAGAAUAUGUGCCAGAGGCCUGUCUGCUACCAUCCGCUAUCAUAAUAAAGAGAAUCGGCCAAAAAAAGGAGGUAUCUGUGUUGCCAACCACACCUCCCCAAUUGACAUUGUCAUUCUUGCGAACGAUGGAUGUUAUGCUAUGGUAGGUCAAGUUCAUGGAGGUCUCAUGGGGGUCAUCCAGAGGUCAAUGGUGAGGUCCUGUCCUCAUGUGUGGUUUGAGAGAUCCGAGAUGAAAGAUCGCCAUGCGGUUGCCAAAAGGUUGAAAGACCAUAUUGCUGAUAAAACUAAGCUGCCAAUUCUGAUCUUUCCAGAGGGAACUUGCAUUAAUAAUACAUCAGUCAUGAUGUUCAAGAAGGGAAGCUUUGAAAUUGGUGGAACUAUAUACCCAGUUGCAAUCAAGUAUGACCCUCAGUUUGGAGAUGCCUUCUGGAACAGUGCCAAGUACAACAUGGUGAGUUACCUCCUCAGAAUGAUGACAAGCUGGGCCAUAGUGUGCAACGUGUGGUACCUCCCACCCAUGACUCGACAGGACGGAGAGGAUGCUGUUCAUUUUGCUAACAGAGUGAAAUCAGCAAUUGCCAAUCAGGGUGGACUGGUGGAUUUGUCCUGGGAUGGAGGACUGAAGAGAGAAAAGGUCAAGGAGUCAUACAAGGAGGAGCAACAGAAGAUGUACAGCAGUAUGAUCGUAGGCUCGGACUGUCACGAAGCCUCUGUUGGUCCCGCAUAACUUUCAGCCCACACUAUUUAUGAACUUGAUCUGAAAGUGAGAAACACUAGCACAGCCACCGGACACAAUCAAUCAGCACCCAUCAGCACAGUUCCGCUGCUGGGCAAUGUUGCUCUUUUUGAUUCAGCAACUUUUUUAAACUGGAAAAUAUAUUCUUGAGAUCUGAACUUUUCCUUUUCUGUGUACAUAAAUCCUAACAAAUUGUUAUGAUACAUAGUUACAUUACUUGCGUCACUUUGUUCUCAAUCGUCGUUGGGUGCUAGUAUGUCUAGUCCCCACACAAUACAGUGUAUAGAUUUGCAUGUUAAAAUAUUCACUUUGUGCAUGUUCAUAUUUUAUUCCUGUUACAUGAUUUCGUAAAGCUCUUACAGAAUGUGAGCCGCACACACUUUUCUCAGGUCCAGUGGGCUGUUUCUGUGUGGACACUAGAGGUCACUGUUACCAAACAUUUGAGCCACAUCAGACAGCUCACUAUCAUGAUUGCCUUUCCUAAUAAAAUAAUGAAAUGAAACCA
Ctenopharyngodon idella (grass carp) is the source of this 2097-nucleotide messenger RNA. It is a transcript of the gene gpat3, whose product is annotated as glycerol-3-phosphate acyltransferase 3. The record is from RefSeq and is a predicted model, not a curated record. Gene Ontology annotation, biological process: triglyceride biosynthetic process. Gene Ontology annotation, cellular component: endoplasmic reticulum. The coding region runs from base 234 to 1583 and encodes 449 amino acids. Lineage: Eukaryota; Metazoa; Chordata; Actinopteri; Cypriniformes; Xenocyprididae. Gene Ontology annotation, molecular function: glycerol-3-phosphate O-acyltransferase activity. The transcript is spliced from 13 exons.